UUGCUACAAUUUUACGAAACUUGGUCGCAGCGAAAUGACACUAGAGACGCGACAUGAUUGUAUAGGGAAUUGCACUGGCAGAAGUUGAAAGAGGUUAUGCAGCGAGAGGGAGGGCGACAUUGUUGUUUGUUGACAUCCGGUAUGGCUACAAUGUAACAAAGCCUGUGGUCUACUCGCGGGAAACUACUAGGCUACAUGGGUAAAAUAACCAAUCCUGAUUGUGUGAAUUUAUGGAAACAUGUCCAAGAAAAGGGGCAGAAAACGUAGCAGCGGUGAGCUGAGUGAGAGUUCAGGUUCGUCUCUGUCGUCGACCCCAGACGCUAACAACCUGCUGGGCCUGCGGAUUGAGCACAAUUGGAGGGAGAAGGGCAACCUGACCAAGUGGAAAGGCACAGUGCUGGAGCGCCUCACCGUCAACACCUCCCUCUACAUGGUCAAAUACGACGGAUUCGACUGCGUCUAUGGCAUCGAGCUGUUCAAGGAUGAGCGAGUGUUCAACCUCCAGAUUUUAACAGAGAAAGUCGGUGGGUUGGCCUGCUAUUUGAUAAACAACAAGAUCAAGGUCCCCCAUGAUGCGCCAGAGCUGGUGGGGAAGGCUGUGGAGCACCUGUUUGAGAAGGAGGACGGUGAGAAGAAUGAGUGGCGGGGCAUGGUGCUCUCUCGCGCCCCCGUCAUGACCAACUGGUACUACAUCACCUAUGAGAAGGACCCUGUGCUCUACAUGUACCAGCUCUGGGACGACUAUAAGGACGGAGACCUCCGCAUCCUCCCUGAAGCAGAGAAUAAACACCUACUGCCUGCAGACAGGAAGCCAGGCGAGGAGACAGAGAGCCUUGUGGGUAAGCAGGUGGAGUACGUCACGGAUAAGGGCGUGAAAAGGACGGGGCUGGUUAUCUACCAGGUUCCAGCCAAACCCUCUGUCUACUACAUCAAAUACGACGAUGACUUCCACGUCCACGUCUACGACCUGGUCAAAACCACCUAGAAUACAACUCUACCCGGUCAAAGCCCCCUAGAAAGGACUAGGCCCCCCUGCCUCCGACCCUCACACCUGUACACUCAUCUUAGGUUGAGGCCUAUUUCAACUCAGUCAAUUCAGGAAGUGAGUUGAAGUUCAGUAUUCACCAAAGUCGAAAUAUUGGGAAACUUUUAAUUAAUUAUUGGAAUGUCAAUCCAUUUCCUGAAUUGACUGGAUUGAAUUGGAACUCUCUGCAACCAUGACACUACCCUGUCAUUAUUGUGGACAUAUUUCUUGCCCUGUGUCUUGUCCAACRUCAGAAGUUUGCYAAAAGUGUGAACUCUGUGACUCAUAGUGACUAGUGUUUUGUAAACAGUGCAAAGCUUGCAUGUAUUUCCUUUGCUUUUAAGAAACAAGUGAUUAAGCAGUUAUGUUUUAUUUUGUUUGGCUAAGAAGUACUAAUUAUAAAUCGCUCUGGAUAAGAGUGUCUGCUAAAUGACUAAAAUAUAAAUGUAAGGAAGUAGAUAUUAUCAAUGAAAAUGACCUAUGUUGAUGUUCAAAUGUGUUUCUAGAAUAAGUGCAAUAAAAAAAUGAUUUGAUAGAAAUUAUAAACAACUGCCAAGAUUUGACUGCACAUGUCUCAGAAUAGCCAAACACCAGCUGAGGUCAAAUUAUUAGACCUACUAGUUUCAUGAGUACAGAGAAGUCAUGUUUAUUUGAGCCAGACAUUUAAAUAUUAUUGGCUGUCACUGCAAGACAUUUUGGAUUAUAAUCUACCCUUAGUCAUGGUUGAAUAAUCAAAUAUUUCUGUCACGUUGUUAGAACGCCGUGAACGUAACUGUACUUACUUUUGUAAAUACCUGUAUUGUGAGUCAUUCUUGAAAAUACUGCAAAGAUGCUUUGGUAUGAUUUGCUGUUAAAUAAUGCACGAUUUAGAGAUUGCAGCAAUUGUUGGUUCAUUAUUGUUUGUUUCAUUAUGGUGGGUAACCACCCCAGUUGGUAAAGCAGCACAAUAUAUACAAAAAGACAGAAGGACAAAUGGUUUCUCCAUCAUUUAAUCCUCCCCCCUCCAACAUUUUAAAUAAACAUUUAAAAUCAAAUYAAAGUUUAUUAGUACAGAGAUUAGCGGAUGUUAAAGCAGGUGCCGUGACAAAA
Messenger RNA from Salvelinus sp. IW2-2015, 2113 nucleotides. Its product is annotated as spindlin-1. Lineage: Eukaryota; Metazoa; Chordata; Actinopteri; Salmoniformes; Salmonidae. Gene Ontology annotation, biological process: gamete generation. The record is from RefSeq and is a predicted model, not a curated record.